GCUAAGUGCAACCAUUCGUCUUCUCGCUUCAUCGUUUUCUCUUUUCCGAUGGCAAAAGCUUGCCUCUUGCAGUCUACUCUACUCCCAGCUUACUCUCCACUUCACAAACUUCGUAAUCAAAACAUCACCCUCUCUUUCUCACCGCUUCCGCUGUCCCGAUGCCGUCCCGGAAUCCACUGCUCAGUUUCGGCCGGUGAGACUACAAUACAAUCCAUGGAGGAAGCUCCGAAGAUAUCAUGGGGAUGCGAGAUUGAUUCACUUGAGAACGCUACUUCUCUUCAGAACUGGCUCUCUGAUUCAGGUCUCCCUCCGCAGAAAAUGGCUAUUGAUAGAGUCGACAUCGGUGAGCGAGGCCUCGUCGCUUCACAGAAUCUCAGAAAAGGAGAGAAAUUGCUCUUCGUUCCUCCUUCUCUCGUCAUCAGUGCUGAUUCCAUCAAUGCAAGGUUAAAGUAUCUGGCUUUCAUGAAUGUGAAUAUCUAAUAUCGGAGAUUGGGUUUUAGGAAUGGACCAACGCAGAAGCUGGUGAAGUGAUGAAACGUUAUGAUGUUCCAGAUUGGCCUUUGCUCGCCACUUAUCUUAUAAGUGAAGCAAGUCUUCAGAAAAGCUCAAGAUGGUUUAACUAUAUCUCAGCUCUUCCCCGACAACCUUACUCGCUUUUAUACUGGACUCGGACAGAGCUUGAUAUGUACUUGGAAGCUUCUCAGAUUCGAGAACGGGCAAUUGAAAGAAUCACCAAUGUUGUUGGAACUUAUGAAGAUCUAAGAAGCAGGAUAUUUUCCAAACACCCUCAACUUUUCCCUAAAGAGGUUUUCAAUGAUGAGACAUUUAAGUGGUCUUUUGGAAUCCUAUUCUCACGGUUGGUGCGGUUGCCUUCUAUGGAUGGAAGAUUUGCCUUAGUUCCAUGGGCAGAUAUGCUUAAUCAUAAUUGUGAGGUUGAGACGUUCCUGGAUUAUGAUAAAUCUUCAAAAGGAGUUGUCUUUACAACAGAUCGACCAUAUCAACCAGGUGAGCAGGUUUUCAUAUCCUAUGGGAAUAAAUCUAACGGAGAGCUAUUGUUAUCUUAUGGGUUUGUUCCCAGAGAAGGAACCAAUCCUAGUGAUUCAGUAGAACUAGCAUUAUCACUUAGGAAAAACGAUAAGUGUUACGAGGAAAAGCUGGAUGCUUUAAAGAAACACGGAUUAUCGACACCUCAAUGCUUUCCCGUAAGGAUAACGGGUUGGCCAAUGGAGCUAAUGGCAUAUGCUUAUCUUGUGGUGAGCCCUCCAGAUAUGAGAAACAACUUUGAAGAGAUGGCGAAAGCUGCUUCAAAUAAGACAUCAACAAAGAAUGAUCUAAAAUAUCCUGAAAUCGAGGAAGACGCAUUGCAGUUCAUACUGGACUCAUGCGAAACAAGCAUAUCAAAGUACAGCCGAUUUCUAAAGGAAAGUGGAUCAAUGGAUUUGGACAUAACAUCUCCAAAACAGUUGAACCGAAAAGCGUUUCUGAAACAGCUAGCUGUAGACUUGUCCACUAGUGAGCGCAGGAUACUGUACCGUGCUCAAUACAUUCUGAGGAGGAGACUGAGAGAUAUCAGAAGUGGUGAGCUGAAGGCUCUACGGCUCUUCAGUGGACUUAGGAACUUCUUCAAGUGAAUGUUGAAUGAGGACAUUUCAACAGCUUUAAGAUGGAUCAAAGGUAGGCCUCGUUGUGCUUCAACCAAAAAUGUAGUUUUUUAUUACAAAAAAAUUGAACGUUGGUGUAGGCAUGGUUGGAUCUGUCUCACUCGUAUAGGAAUAUAUUGGUCCAGCCAUAUAUGUAAUUUGAUCAUUUUCUAUAAACUCAAAACCUGAACCUAAAUUGAUUAAUUAAGGAAACGCAUGAGAGAGUAAGGGUAGAAACAUGUUCUUCGUAUUUGAUCCGAAUCGAACUGAAAUAAUCGAUCCAACAAACAAAGAUAAUUUGAAAAUUAAGAAUAUAUCUGACUACAACUCAUAACGAAAACCGUACCAAAACUCACACUCCUUGUUACCGCAAACAAGAUAAUCUGAUGGUACACGUCAGAACAUUUGUUUCUUUAGCAAAGCAAGUAAACAUUCCACUGUGGCAAAGUAAAAAACGAGAAACCUAUAAAGUCU
This is a messenger RNA of Arabidopsis thaliana (thale cress), 2114 nucleotides long. Its product is annotated as Rubisco methyltransferase family protein. The record is from RefSeq and is marked reviewed. Gene Ontology annotation, cellular component: chloroplast. Gene Ontology annotation, molecular function: protein-lysine N-methyltransferase activity; [ribulose-bisphosphate carboxylase]-lysine N-methyltransferase activity. Lineage: Eukaryota; Viridiplantae; Streptophyta; Magnoliopsida; Brassicales; Brassicaceae. The coding region runs from base 531 to 1631 and encodes 366 amino acids. The transcript is spliced from 12 exons.